AUGGGGAGCAGGCACUGCAAGGUGGCACCGGCUCCCCCAGUGACUGAGGGAAAAGCGGAGCUGCCGGGCCCGGUGGGGCACGGCGAUGGGCCGGGCCUCCAGGGCGGCAGCGCAGGCUGGGCGGGCCCUGGCUGCUGCCGCCGGCGGUGGGCGAAGCCAAGGCGGCCCAGGGGCGGGGCGGCCGUGGCGGCCGGCAGCGGGCAGAGCUGGCUGGCGGCGGGCAAGGAGAAGCUGAAGGAGUAUCAGCAGAAGAAGAGCCCUGGAGCAGCUGCAGCAAGUAAGGAAAACCGCAAAACUAAAGGAGACGGUCGACCUGAGACUCCCCCGGGCGAUGACCAGCAGCCUCCAGAGAACAUUCAGAACGUUCUGAAGGUGCCGGUGGCAGACCUGAAGCGCUCCAAUGGGGUAGCCAUACCCUCAUUGGACAGGAGGAAGAAAGAGCAGAGCCAGGAGGCAGUGGAUCAGCUGGAGAAGGAAAAGAAGGAGUUGGAAAAGGAAUUUUCUGAAGAGCAAGCUGCGCUGAAGGAACAGCUACGGGUUCGUAACAAGACUAUUGGAAUUCUAGCUUCUGAGAAGUCUAAGUUGCAGGCGGCACUUGCACAUACUCAGCAGGCUGCACGGAAGAAAUCAGGAGAAGCCGAGAGCCUUGCUGCUCGUUUACAUUCAUCUCGCCAGAGGGUAGUGGAGCUGGAAAGUACUUUGUCCUUCGUCUCUCUGCAGGAAAAACAGGCAGAGAAGCAUAACGAAGAGUUAAUGAAGGAGCUAGAAGACCUGAAACAGGAGCUGUACAAACAAAGCAAAAGUAGUGAGGAAAUGAAGCUGCAGAAUUUAGAGCUGUCACAGAAGGUUCGCUGCCUGGUUUCCGAGGACUUGGCCUUGGAGUUAUAUAUAAAGGAUUUGCAUCAGAAACUGGACAUGGCUGAACGGAGGAUCCAACAGGGUCGUGUCCAGACUAUUGGAAUUCUAACUUCUGAGAAGUCUGAGUUGCAGGCGGCCCUUGCACCUACUCGGCAAGCUGCACGGAAGAAAUCGGGAGAAGCCGAGAGCCUUGCUGCUCGUUUACAUUCAUCUCGCCAGAGGGUAGUGGAGCUGGAAAGUACUUUGUCCUUCGUCUCUCUGCAGGAAAAACAGGCAGAGAAGCGUAAUGAAGAGUUAAUGAAGGAGCUAGAAGACCUGAAACAGGAGCUGUACAAACAAAGCAAAAGUAGUGAGGAAAUGAAGCUGCAGAAUUCAAAGCUGUCACAGAAGAUUUGCUGCCUGGUUUCCGAGGACUCGGCCUUGGAGUUAUAUGUCAAGGAUUUGCAUAAGAAACUGGACAUGGCUGAACGGAGGAUCCAACAGCUCUCAGGGUCAGUUCACCGGCUCCAGGCAGAAAGAGAUCACUAUGCAGAGAAACUGAAGGAGGUGCAGAGAAUGUGGCAGCAGUAGGUGCAGCAGUUCUCUGAGCAGGUAACACCAGGGGCAGCGUCACAGCUGCUCUAGACAAACACAGGCAGGAGUGAAUGCACCAUGAACGUUGAUUUAACUUUUAUGGUGUGGCCUUGCAGGUCCAUGCACUGGCAGACGAGGAGGAGGAGCACAUGGCCUGAGGAGACGAUGACGUGGACUCCCGAGUUCAACCAGAAGACCUUUUAUUAGUCCAGAACCCACACUUAUAAUAUCCUCGUUUGCUGUUCACGCGCCCCAUACUAAAUUAUCAUUGGUUAAUCAAUGCUGUUCACACACGUCUUGGCUACAUAUAAUUGGUUAAUUACUAAGCUGCAAAUGCA
This is a messenger RNA of Falco peregrinus (peregrine falcon), 1769 nucleotides long. RefSeq names its product golgin subfamily A member 2-like. Lineage: Eukaryota; Metazoa; Chordata; Aves; Falconiformes; Falconidae. Gene Ontology annotation, biological process: Golgi organization. The transcript is spliced from 14 exons. The record is from RefSeq and is a predicted model, not a curated record. Gene Ontology annotation, cellular component: Golgi apparatus; Golgi cisterna membrane; cis-Golgi network. Bases 1 to 1428 code for a protein of 475 amino acids.